CAUAAGCCGGCGCCGCGCUCCCACUAUUUGUUGUGAUUCGGCUGAAGACAGGUUUGCGUUUAUUAAGCGUUUAUAGUGAUAUAAUUAAACGCAAUCCAUUUGGCCACGACAAAUGUGUAGGAGUCUUGUGUAAUCAAUCUAACGUUAACAUCAAUGCUUGUUAUUUAGUGCGAGUAAAGCGCAUCCAACACAUCAGGAACAGAAAGAUACGUGUGAUAAAGAUGGAGUUUAUUAAAGUGGAGACUGAAGACAUCAAGAUUGAAGACACAUUUGACGUGAAGCUUGAAGAUACGGAUGAAGAUAUAGACCUGAUGGUGCUGAUAGAGGAGAGUAGAGAUCGGUAUAAGAAACUUGAUUGCAGUACUGGAGAAAACUCUUUAAGUUGUUCACCGACUGAAGAGAAUUCAUUACACAAAAAAGCUCGGAAGACUCGAAUUAGAAAUCCUGUCAUCUGCCCAGAGUGUGGAAAGUGUUUCAGUCAUCAAGGAAACCUUAAAGUCCACAUGAGGGUUCACACUGGAGAGAAGCCUUUCACCUGCCCUCAGUGUGACAUCAGUUUCACUCAGCAAGGAAACUUUGAUCGACACAUGAGAGUUCACACCGAAGAGAAGCCUUACAGCUGUGAACUGUGUGGAAAGAGCUUCACCGCACAACUUAGCCUUGACUUUCACAUGAACAGUCACACCGGCGAUAGGGCGUUUUCAUGUGAUCAGUGUGGAAAGCGCUUCAGACAUAAAGCAGCCGUUGAUAAUCACAGGAAGAUUCAUUCAAGAUUGGAGCGUUUUUCAUGUCGUCAGUGUGGAAUGAGUUACACAGACCCGAACCACCUCAGGAAUCAUGUAAUAACUCACACUGGAGAUGAGCCUUACAUGUGUGAACACUGUGGAAAGGGUUUCACGGACAAUCGAUCCCUCAAGGUUCACAUGGUAAUUCACACUGGAGAGAAACCUUUCGACUGCCUUGAGUGUGGAAAGAGUUUCAAGUUUAAAGAAAACUUUCAGACUCACAUGAGCGUUCACAGUAAAGAACGGUCUUUCAUCUGCCCCGUGUGUGGAAAGAUUUGCAAACCUAAAGGAAAACUUAAGCUUCACAUGAAGCUUCACACUGGAGAGAGACCUUAAAUGUGUAUCCAGUGUCAAAUCUAGCAUCUGUGACAUGUUCCUCAGUGUGAUGAGAUAAACACCAACACCAACUUUUUCUUUCACUGAAAAAGUGACAUUUUUUGUCUUUGUGGGUUUCCUUUGUUUUGUUUUGAUGUUAAAUUAUUAAUAGCUGCAUCCAUGUCUCUGCUUCCUCAUCUGCCUGACCAUGACUCUUCUUUUUUUGCACUUUUUGACUGUCAGCAUCCAUUUCAUGCACAAAACAAUAUAUAUAUAUAUAUAUAUAUAUAUAUAUAUAUAUAUAUAUAUAUAUAUAUAUAUAUAUAUCAGUCCCUCCAGGAUUUCGCUGAACUUUUUUCUGGCCUAAAAUGACUGAUUUUGCAGCAGCUUUUCUCAAAAUUUACGGUGAUAUUUGUGGGAUUUAUUUUUAUUUUGCAUUGAAAAUAAUACCACAGACAACAUUCUUCUAUCACUGUUAUGGUUUUCUGACUUGGAGAACCACUGUAGGUCUCCAGACUAACGUUUGUGACGCCAGCACUCGAGCCAUAAAGACCUACAGAAAAAGGCUCCAGCACCUGACAGUAAAACACUAACACUAAUCACACAUUUACAUCUUGGAGAUGUCUAUUUAAUGUCUGCAUUUACAUAUGCAAGAUGGGUUUUUAAGAGUGCUUGUUCAUCUGUUUCCUGUCAAGGAGUGGCCUAUAAGUACUUCUCUGCAACCAUCCACUAAUGGUAAUUUAAUCUUUUAUAUUUUUAAAAAAUUUGUUUGCUUUAGUCUACUAUUAAGGAUGUACACUUUAAAAUCGUCACAUUAAAAAUAACUUUCAAAUUCAGUAAUACUUAAAGGUGCCAUAUGCAAAAAUUGAGGUUAAAAUAUCCAUAACAUGACCUACAUGCAUCAAAAGAAUGAGAAGAAAUAAGGGCGAUGAUGUCAUCAAUAAAAUGUCAAGUUAUAGUGCUGCAGAGAUAUCAACCUUAAUUAGCAUUAGCAUCACUAGCCCCGGCCCGACAGGUGUCGUAAUACCAGUUUCGACCAUGGGAGGUGGUAUGCGGGCAACAUAACCACCAGCCAACCUGCAAUACACGAAUAACUCGCAGGGCUUGUGGGCGUGUACUUGAACCUGAUGUCAAUCGUGUGGAAAGUACAGCCCACCAGUUCAUUUCAGUUCAGGGAAUAGAGAGAAAGGAUGUCUCAAGCCCUUGGAAAGAGACCCCUACCACCACCACCCGCUACAGGGAAACAACCGCGCUCGGAAUCACAAAUCAAAUCCGAUAAGAAAAGGAGCCGAACCAAAGUAAACAUCGGCACUGUUUUCAAUCGCUGGAGACAACUGAUGGACCAUAAAGAAAUGAGGUUCAACUCCGAACUUGCAACAUUUCUAACAGUAAGUUAGAUGCUGUUAGUAUUUCGCUAGAAGUUUGUUUUAUGUGUUUGUGUAUUUGUUUUCGGGAAGUUAUAACAUAGCAAUGUAUCCAAGGCUGUUCGAUAAACGUGCUUAUGUUAGCGAUGGCUAACCAUAGCUGCAUUUGAUAAUUAGCUAGCUAUAACUUAACGUUACCCAUUUUAUUAUAUAAAAAAUUGAUGUGUGGCGUGAAAAAAUUGAUGUGUGGCGUGAAAGCGUGUGAAAAGAGUCAAAAAAGCUGAAUGCGUCUUUGCUUGAGAGUUGGCACAUUAUUUCCCAAGCAGAAUAAAGGACAGGUUGAUUAUUGCCGUUUAGCGUUUGUAUUUAUCUAUGAUGUGCCCCGUUUUGCGUACAGGGACAUAAAAAAUAAAUUAAAAGUGAUACGUGGACCAAGGUGUCUGAGAUUGUUCAUUUUAAGUAAAGGAUCCUAAUAUUUCUUCCACAACAAUAUUUAAUGAGGUUAACUUAUUACUCCUUGUGGUUAGUCUGCACGAGAUCAACAAGCUUGUUUGCUUUGCGGCCGCUUUAAAUACAAAAUAAGCAUUCGAUCUACGCUCACAAAUCUUUCUGCAGCGUCGUGAGCAGAGCGGCAAGAACGAUUUUUGAUGCUCUAGACGCCGGUGGUGUGAACGCACAGUUAGGCUUCGGCUAUGGCUGUAGUGUUGUUGUGAAAGUAGGGGCGGAGCACAGAGACUAUGCCGUUUCUCUUUUGUUACUCUAGAGUAGACCAAUUCACUUUAUUGAGGCAUACUGCCCCCAUCUGGUAUGGAAUGUGGAGUAUGACUUGAUUUUUUUUGCCAAACAUUACAGAUGGCACCUUUAAAGCAUUGGAGUGCUGGGAAAAGUUGUGUGAAGCAUUUAAAAUCACUCAAAAACAUUAGACCAUUUUUGCCACGAAUUGUUCCUGUAGUUUUACUGUAAAGGCUGUUCAUUACAUUUUUGGAACUGAAAAACAACCUUUCUUAGACUGAAUGCACAUUGAGAUGACGUCACGGGAUGCGUCUAAGCCCCAAUCCUUCCGAAAAUUUGCAGCAAUUGUGAAAAUUGCAGCAUUAGCUUGAUUUGAUUGAUGUUGCAAAAUCCUGGAGAUUUUUAACUACUUUACUACACUGACCUCAUCACAUCUCAAUAUGAUCUGCUUAUAAAUUUCUUCCACCAGCAUGGGACUUGUUUGGUUUGACACUAUGUUAUCCCUGAUUAAACUGGAGUAAAGUGGCAAGAUUCUGCACCAAUCGAGUCUCUUCCUGCAUUUCAUAAAAUGUCUCUUUACCAAAAUCACUUUCAAGUAAAGUCAGUUCCCCUCAGAGGCCAUAUUUGCAUAUGCAAAAGUUUAAGGAUACCCACACUCCAUAACCCUUCUCCCAACCAACGUAUUCCGGUUAGCGUGAUAUAUUUUAAAGUUUCUUGUUUGUUUUUCUUUUUGGAAAAUGUUGAGGACAGAUCAUUUGCAAGAUGCCUUCCAAAUUUAGUAGAAGCAACAUUAAUACAUUUAAGCUUCCCUAUAUCGCAUACCUGAAAUUGCAAGGAACCACUUCAUUUCAUCAUAUUUGAGUUGGUAUAAAUUGCAUGGUUUGCGUUCUGACUGAGCAGAUAUUUUUGUCUAUUCAUUGAUGUUUGAUCAUUAACCCACAACUGAAGUAUGCCUCUAGUGAACAGCAGAAUUCUCUUCAACUUCACAGGUGCUAGUGUGAAUCUCCUUUCAGAAGAAACAAAGGAUGGUCAUGAACUCCCUGCAUUUAAUAUUCUGCCAUUGUUAGGAAACAGACAUUUCCUGGAGACGUCUCACUAAAAUGUUUUUCAGUAAGCUAUUUGUGGAUAUAGAUGAAUUUCUAGACCCAAGAUCUGAGUAUGAUUACACAGAUUUAAAGGAUGACUCAACGUGCAUAAAUGUGAAUGAUCCGUACAAACGCCACUUUGGGUGGAAACGUAUUGCCAUAAAAGUUCUGGAUAAGUAUCUGGAUGAAAAGGCCUGGUUGGGCACGGAUGGAUGGAGGAGUUACUCAGUGGAUGGCGAGUGGCAUCAUCUCUCAUCAUGAAACAAGCAUGUACAAUGUGAAGCCAUGUGAAAAGACAGGAAUAACCUACGAUGUGAUUCUGCAGAACUGAAUCAAUCCAAAAAUGUGAAAUUCUUGCAUGAACCACGCCUGAAGAGAGAGAGAUCAUGGAGAAGUCCAUUCGUUCUUCUGUAAUUCUGUUUGAAGAGAUUCUUCCCAGGUUCCUGCUGUCCUGACAAUGAGGGGCCAUGUGUGGACACUUACUGCUGAAGGAAAUCUUGUCCUUCUUUAUAAUAUUUUAUUCAGUGUAUUUCUCUAUUAUAUGUUAACUGAUGGGUGUUUUUGUUUUUCUUCUUAAUUUAAAGGAAGAUUUAAGCAACCUAUAAUACAAAAAAAAAUCUAUACACACACAAAUAUACUAAGAUACAUAUGCACGAUUGUUUAAAUCCACUUUAUAAGCACAGAUUUGGUGGAAUACCUUUAUUUGCACUUUUUGAUUUUAAAUACCAAAAAGGAAUGAGCUCUGACUGUUCCAGCACGUAAUUAAAGCAUGUGUUAGUUUCAGGUCAUAACCAGUGAUGAAAAAAAACCUAAUUACAACUACUUUAAAUUACGGUACUUGUGUUAAAAAAAAAAAAAGAAAAGAAAAAAAAGAAAAGUUCAAUUUUGGUACAUUAACCUGAAUAAAAAAAAAAAAAAGUGUUUCACUUUCGCUAAAAUUACACAGUGCAAAAAAAAAAAAAGGCAGUGGGAUGAUCUUAAGAGAGAGAUUGAAGAUCUUAAUAAGCUUGAUCAACAAGUAUCAUGUUAAUGACAACCAUGUGUAACCUCUAAACUAGGAUUUAUCGGAGCCCUGUUGUGUUUUAUCUGCAGAAGAUAGCAUUGUCUUGCUGUUUUCAGGAGGAAACUGAUUGUGUAUUUCUCAAGUGAACCUGGGCCGAUAAAACAAAAGGCUGAAUUUAGAAUAAAACAUUUCUACAAAGAUUAAAAAGGAUGUCUUUUAAAGGAGUUUCAUCAAUUCGUCUGCAUAUAUAAAUCGUCCUGCCACAUGACCUUAUAUUGUAUAUUGCAUUUGCAUCCACAUGUAGGAUAAGCAAAAUGUUUAACAUGAAAUUAUCAACAAAAAAACUUCAUAAACCAUCCACACUGAACAAUUAUAUUUGGUUGUUUUAUAUAAUCAGUUGUGAUUUUCAGAAGAAAUGUGACGUCGCUCCUAGCACACUGCCCAGCUUUACAAGCUUUGCUGUUGUUUUGGAGGAGGCGAUUGUUCUCAAGACAUUUCAGACCUCCAGUCUGCUAUCUUACCUGUUUGGCCUUAUCUUCACCUUGGAUUUUUAAUACCCAAACUCGAAUACACUUUUGAUGUAAGAAGGUGUUUAUGGAAAUGGGCACUCACUGCUCUGCAACGUACAGUCCCUGAAAACUAAACUCUUGCUGUGAACAUAUUUUGAAUUAAACAAAUAGCAUCUUUAUGAUAAAAUUUUAAUUAUUCAAAGGGAUUGUAAAAACAAUUAUAUUCACAUUUUCUUAUACAUUUUUUUUAGUUGAUUGUGCGUUUAUUUAUUUGUCAUCUUACCAGAUUCUUUAAUAACUGUACCAUUUUAUUUGUAUUUUUUAAUUUUUUUUUAUUUAUUCUUUGUUUUUAUUUUAAUGCUGAUUGCAAUGUAUUUUGUAAGGAGUAUGUUACUCUGUUGAAAGGUGGGCAGACCAUCCAGUGUUGAACUGCUGUGUUUUAAAGCUGCAGUUCUGAAAACUGUGUAUUUUAAGUUUAUUGGCGUUUUAAUGUUUUAAACAUUUAUGGAAUAGUCAAAGCCUUUAUAUGUUAAAAGGUUAAAAGUGAAUCUUCAUAUAUGCAUCUUCAUUUUUUUUUUUUUUUAGUAUUAUUUGACCUUGUUUGUAUUUCUUUCUACAUUCAAGAUAAUAAACAAAACUUGAAACCUGCA
This is a messenger RNA of Carassius gibelio (silver crucian carp), 6443 nucleotides long. RefSeq names its product gastrula zinc finger protein XlCGF7.1. The transcript has 3 exons. Gene Ontology annotation, molecular function: RNA polymerase II transcription regulatory region sequence-specific DNA binding; DNA-binding transcription factor activity, RNA polymerase II-specific. The record is from RefSeq and is a predicted model, not a curated record. NCBI's taxonomy places the organism in Eukaryota, Metazoa, Chordata, Actinopteri, Cypriniformes, Cyprinidae. Gene Ontology annotation, cellular component: nucleus. Gene Ontology annotation, biological process: regulation of transcription by RNA polymerase II. The coding region runs from base 222 to 1121 and encodes 299 amino acids.